This is a messenger RNA of Condylostylus longicornis, 780 nucleotides long. Its product is annotated as solute carrier family 22 member 3-like. Gene Ontology annotation, molecular function: transmembrane transporter activity. The transcript is spliced from 4 exons. The record is from RefSeq and is a predicted model, not a curated record. Lineage: Eukaryota; Metazoa; Arthropoda; Insecta; Diptera; Dolichopodidae. The coding region runs from base 1 to 780 and encodes 259 amino acids. Gene Ontology annotation, biological process: transmembrane transport.
AUGACUUCAAUUGAUAUUAAUUCUAAGGAUACGGUACGAAAACCAAAAUUAAAAAAAAAACAUGAAUAUUCAAAAGAUAUAAUUAGUGAAAUAAAUGGUGAUUUCGGACGUUGGCAAUUAAGAACAAUAUUAUUAAUAUUUUUAUGUAAAAUUCCAUCAUCAUGGUUUAUGGCUUGUAUUAUAUUUACAGCACCAUCACCGAAAUAUGGUAAAUAUUAUUGUAAACCACCAGAAAAUGUACAAAUUAAUGAUACUAAAACUUGGAUACAUAUAACACAUCCAAUUAUUACUGAAGAAAUUAAAGCUGAUCGUCAAUUUGAUAUGGAUUUUUAUUCUUUAAUAACUGAAUUUGAUUUGGUUUGUUCAAGGCAACUAUUAAUUAGUGUAACACAAUCAUUUCAUUCUCUUGGAACAUUUUUAGGUGGUUUAAUUUCAAAGUAUAUACUAGAAAAAUUAUCUCCAAAACGUGUUAUGAUCCUUGGAAUGAUAUGUCAAAUUAUUUGUGGAAAUUUAACCGGAUUAGUUAAUACUUUUAUGCUUCAUAUUUUCUUUAGAUGUUUAACAGCAAUUUUUUGCGGUUUUAUGAUAAGUGCUGGAGAAGUUAUAAUUCAAGAUAUAACAAAUGGAAAAGCUAGAACAAUUAUUAUAACAUUAUUUCAACUUUACUGGUCAAUUGGACUAAUUUUAUUACCGGGAAUUUCAAUUUUUUUUGAUAGCUGGGCAAUUUUGUACAUUUCAAUAUCAUCACCUACAAUUCUAUUACUAAUUUUGUGCCGGUAA